UGCAAUCCGAUUGAGGUGGAAGUUUUUAUGUUUAUUCAAAUAUUGUACAACAAAGGAAGAUUUCACUAAUUACAAGGUGUCAUUAUUUAAGAAAAUGGAAGGAGUGCGAUAAUAACUUUGUUUUAUACGAGUUUUCUGACAAAUAUCAAAGUUCAAUUCUUUGUUAUGUUGCCUGGAUGGGUAAUUUAUUUUGUUGCUUUGUGUGCCAAUACACUAUAAAAUUACGAACGGAGUAAUCGUUCCUUCUGAUGAUAACAUGCACACAUAACAUUAAACUUUGUUUAUGGUGUAACAAAAGACCCUUUCUUGUAUAUACAAUAACAUGUUGGUUGAGUACAGCUUCCAUCCAUGAUUGUGACGUAAUCUGUGAUAUUUCCACAAACCACGCCUAUUUCUUUAAAAAAACAUUUUUGGUAAUAUCUGUCAUGUUUCACGUGCCCGAUUCUAAUCCCUGGAAAGUAUCCAACUUAUUCCGUAAUUGAUUCUUUUCGUCAAAUGUCUCUGCUCGGCAUGUCAUAUUGGCGUUCAGUCGCACUAGCACCGGGAUUCAAGUGAUUAUGAGGACGCUCUUUGAACUUCUGUGCGCUCUCCAAUUAAUGCUCCUCACGACAGGAAAUUCAAAAGCACAAGAGGGAAACGGAAAUCCACCAAGCUUAAUGAAAGCCCACUCCAAAAUGUAUCCCUCUCCCUGGGAUGAAUGGUGGGGCUAUGGCGGAAGAGCAGCUCCUGAAUAUUGGGGAGACACGUAUCCGGACCACUGGUACAUGUGUUCUAAAGGCAAACAACAGUCACCAAUAAACAUAGAACCGGAUCUGUUACUGUAUGACGUCAAUCUUGGUCGGCUCAUUGUGAACUCUCCACCGGUUGAAGGUGUCCUGCAGAAUACCGGAAAUGACAUCACCUUAACUUUUAUGAAUGACGUUAAGAAUCAGAUAAACGUCACCGGCGGGCCUCUUUCUUACAUGUUUCGAAUCACUGACGUCAAAUUUCAUUUUGGAAGAAAACAGCGGGCGUCCGAACACCUCAUCAACAACAAGUCUUUCACAGCAGAGAUGCACAUUAUGGGAUACAAUUCUGAAGUAUACAGUACGAUUGACGACGCUAUGAAUGGCGUCCGAGGCCUGGUUGCCAUCGCUGUUUUCAUGGAGAUAGGGUUGGAAUCAAAUUAUCCGCUGGAAUUAAUUACAAAACGGUUAAGAAAUAUACCGACCAAAGGUAACAGGAUAAAGUUAUCGGGGUUUACAUUAAACGACCUCAUCCCCAACACAACAGAAUACAUGACGUAUGAAGGUUCAUUAACAAUACCCGGAUGUCAGGAGAGCGUCACGUGGAUUAUAUAUAACAAACCUAUUUAUUUAUCUGUCGAUCAGAUGAAAAAAUUCCAGACAAUACCGCAGAUGCGAUGGAUUCAUACAAAUAGCAGAUCUGUUAUGCCUCUUAACCAAAGAGUUAUCAGAACGAAUAUUAAUAUAAAGGAAAAGAAUGACAUAUGCACGAUAGAACAACAUUUCAGUUACAAAGUAAAUGAAUUGUUUACUUCAUGACAAAUAAGCUCUGCCUUUACAUCUGGAAGCACGGACAAACCCGAUAUGUUGUGGUGAGGAAUUCCGGAAACAAUUGAAUUUCAACAGGACAGCUGCUAUUUAUAGUUAUUUGCAGACGACCUUUAUAUCAGAUGCUUGUAUUUUCAUCAGUCAUGGUGCUAAGAUGUGUGUGUGUGUGUGUGUGUAUUUUGAAAUUCUGUCAUCAGUAUUCAUUAUUGCAUUGAUAUUUACGUACUUCAUGCGCUAAUCGUAGCACUGCCCGGUGCUAAUAAUUCUUACUGCAUCGCAAGUGGUUUUAACUGAUAUGCAAAGUUAGCCCGUAUUUGUACAUAGUAUAGGUGCUAUAAAUGAAUGACUAUCUUGGAGGAGUACUACAAGCAAGUAUGCAUUAUACGUAGUAUAGUUUGAAUUAAUCUAGUUUAGUUGAAUCCAAGCAAUGUUGCCUAUUUUGAUCAAUGGUUGGAUUUAAAGACGCUAUAAAGGAAAACAUGGACCUAUUCAAUGUUUUUCUAAAUCUACAAUACUUUGAUAUUUAUUCCAUUUAAAAUUCUCUGCAAGACAGAAUCUGGAAUAUCUAUGAAUUAAUAUGGUUUCACUCAAUCCACUGACUUUACUAGACAGUCGUGUAAAUAUUGUACCAUUUGUUUUAAAUGUGCCCUGACCUUUGUUUAUGAUUUUAUAUGAUGAGCUUUGUAAGAGGAAUAACUUGUAUAUACAGAUAUGUUUUGUAAAGGGACUGUAUCGAGCGAAUUGAAAUAAAUAAUCAUUUAUACAUACGA
Ostrea edulis (European flat oyster) is the source of this 2323-nucleotide messenger RNA. Its product is annotated as putative carbonic anhydrase-like protein 2. Lineage: Eukaryota; Metazoa; Mollusca; Bivalvia; Ostreida; Ostreidae. Bases 558 to 1544 code for a protein of 328 amino acids. The record is from RefSeq and is a predicted model, not a curated record. Gene Ontology annotation, molecular function: carbonate dehydratase activity; zinc ion binding. The transcript is spliced from 11 exons.